Messenger RNA from Adineta ricciae, 2328 nucleotides. The record is from the annotation of a GenBank genome assembly. NCBI's taxonomy places the organism in Eukaryota, Metazoa, Rotifera, Eurotatoria, Adinetida, Adinetidae.
AUGCACGGAUCUCGGAUUUUACAUUCGCCAGCUGUUGUUGUUUAUGCUAUGACAACUUGGGACGUACAAAACAUUGUCAAAUGUGCAACAAAAUUGAAUUACGUGGUAAAUCCAUUGAGUGGAGGACAUAGCUAUGAAGGGUACAGUUUAGGUUCAGUACCAAAUAAUAUCAUCAUCAACUUCGGAAAACUCAAUCAUAUUCAUGUUAAUGUGCAUGAUAAAAUUGUGAAGAUUGGGCCAGGUGCAAGACUUGGACCGAUAUACUAUAAAUUAUAUCAGCAUGAGAAGCAUACAAUCCCAGGUGGAUCUUGUCCAUGGGUCGGAAUUGGUGGUCUAGCUCUCNGAGGACAUAGCUAUGAAGGGUACAGUUUAGGUUCAGUACCAAAUAAUAUCAUCAUCAACUUCGGAAAACUCAAUCAUAUUCAUGUUAAUGUGCAUGAUAAAAUUGUGAAGAUUGGGCCAGGUGCAAGACUUGGACCGAUAUACUAUAAAUUAUAUCAGCAUGAGAAGCAUACAAUCCCAGGUGGAUCUUGUCCAUGGGUCGGAAUUGGUGGUCUAGCUCUCGGAGGUGGUUAUGGACUACUUGCUCGAUUGCACGGAUUAUUAGUUGAUCACGUUUUAGAGAUGAAAGUAGUCAAUGCUCAAGGUGAUCUAUUGGCAAUUAGUGCUAGCCAUGAAUCAGACUUAUUUUGGGCUCUACGCGGUGCUGGCGGAGGUUCCUUUGCCAUUGUUACUGAAUUCACGCUUCGAUUAGUUCGAGCCCCAUUAUUAGUGACAAGAUUAAAGGCUGUCUGGCAUCCGAAUGCAACCAAAGCUGUCAUGAAGCGUUAUCAACUAUUGAUGUUUAACACCAGUCUAUCAAAUUUCAGUAAUAACAUUUUCUUACAGAUGUCGGUCAUGAAAGAACAGAUUACAAUAUCGAUUACUCAUUACGGUCCUGCAAUUCGCGAGUUUAACAGAACUGUUUCAUUGAUGCUAGCAACAUUACCAACGCCAAAGACUACUAACACCUAUCAACAAGAUUGGCUAAGUUUCGUUUAUGAUCUGUCAGAUAUUGCCGAUGCUGAUCAUAAUUAUCGAAAACUAUUGUUGGAAAAUGCAACACUUCCAACAUAUGAAUUUAAAUCAAAACAUCUGUAUUUCGAUAAACCGAUCAGUGAUCAUAGUAUCGAUCAAUUAACACGUCAUCUUUCUCUGGGUAGCGGUCGACUCUGUCUGGAAUUCAAUCCUUGGGAUGGAUAUAUCAAUACAAUUCCAAUCGAUGCGACAGCAUUUCGUCAUCGUCAGUAUAAAUUUGGUAUCCAAUUCACGGAUUAUUGGAACCAUACAUAUGAUGAGCAACGACAGAUAAAUUGGCUCGAACGGAUCUAUACAUCUGUUCACAAUGAUUCAACGAAACAUUCCUAUGUAAACUAUAUCGACAGAGAUGUUCCUAACUGGAUGAACGUCUAUUACGACACACAUACACGUUAUUUACCGCGUAACGUACGUUGUGUUGUGUUGUUGCUUUUCGUACAUAACGGUGAUCAAAUGAGUUUCGAUGGGAAAUCAAGUCUUUUGAACGGAGAAGAGCUGCACGUUGGCGAACGAUUGACAUCACCGGAUGAGAAAAUCUACCUGAUAUUGCAAACCGACGGUCAUCUAGCGAUUUUCCGUAAAGAUGAUCCCAAUCAAGCACUGUGGAAAUCGACAAUCGAUUCAAAACUAUCGAACAUUCAAGGACCAUUUGUAUUGAAAAUGCAAGAAAAUAAUGACGCUGUUGUUUAUGAUGGAAAAGGUCAAACAAUUUGGCAUACUGCCACUCGCUGUCCCGAUUUUCCUGGUCUGUUUCACUUAGAAAUCGACGACGACGAAGGUUGUUAUGUUCGCGGCCGAAAAAACGAAAUUGUUUGGACAUCCUAUACAGGUAUUCGUUGUUUUCAAGAAGGAAAAGAAGGCAUGUCUGUACUUGACAAAGGACAAGAUUUAUAUACAAAUCAAUGUCUCGUAUCACCAAACGAAAAGGUUGCUCUCAUGGUAGAAUUAGACGGUCGUAUUGCAUUGUAUAAAAGAGAUAACUAUGGUGAACCAACAUGGCAAUCGACAAUUACUCCGACAGUAUCGAGUAUAGAAGAGCCUUUUGUAUUCAAAAUCACUGAUGAUAAUAAUAUCGCUGUCUACGAUAUAAAAGGGCAACUUAUUUGGAAAACGAACGUGUCAUGUCUCGAUGGUGAUAGUCGUUUAGUUCUCGAGGAUGAUGGUCGUUUGCUAUUACACGCGAAAGAUGAUGCAAAUAUACACAUUUGGUCAAUGAAAGAUGGUAGUAUAGUACACUACAAAUCAGUUUAG